Messenger RNA from Chiroxiphia lanceolata (lance-tailed manakin), 8334 nucleotides. RefSeq names its product Ro60, Y RNA binding protein (gene RO60). The transcript is spliced from 10 exons. Lineage: Eukaryota; Metazoa; Chordata; Aves; Passeriformes; Pipridae. The record is from RefSeq and is a predicted model, not a curated record. Gene Ontology annotation, molecular function: RNA binding. Gene Ontology annotation, cellular component: ribonucleoprotein complex. The coding region runs from base 65 to 1843 and encodes 592 amino acids.
UAGUCAUUGGGUCUUUUUUAUAAAAUUUCUUAUUCUUUCAGCAGACCUCUUGGAAGCCUAAACCAUGGAGGAUGAGGAGAGCGGAGUGCAGGUCCCGAAGGAGAAGCAGGCGCCCGGCCCCGAAGGCGGUGACGUGUGGAAUGUCACCGACACCAGCCGACUGCGGCACUUCUUGUGCUUCGGCUCCGAGUGUGGUGCUUACCACAUCAAGGAGCAGAAGCUGGGCUUCGAAAACGCAGAAGCCUUGCUAAGACUGAUCGAAGAGGGCAGGGGUUGUGAAGUUGUUGAAGAAAUAAAAGCAUUUAGCCAAGAGGGCAGAGCAGCAAAGCAGGAGCCCCUGCUUUUUGCCCUUGCAGUUUGCUCGCAGUGCUCUGAUGUGAAAACGAAACAAGCGGCGUUUAAGGCUGUCCCCGAGGUGUGUUGCAUACCAACCCAUCUCUUUACUUUCAUCCAGUUUAAAAAAGAUCUGAAGGAGGGCAUGAAAUGUGGCAUGUGGGGCCGUGCACUGAGGAAGGCUGUGGCAGAUUGGUACAAUGGAAAGAAUGGCAUGGCUCUUGCUUUAGCAGUUACAAAAUAUAAGCAAAGAAGUGGUUGGUCUCAUAAAGAUCUUCUGAGGUUGUCCCACCUAAAACCUGCCAGUGAAGGAAUUGCUAUAGUCACUAAAUAUAUUACCAAGGGGUGGAAAGAUGUCCAAGAAGCUUAUAAAGAGAAAGCAGUUUCUAUUGAGACUGAAAAACUCUUAAAGUAUCUGGAGGCUGUGGAGAAAGUAAAACGCACAAAAGAUGAAUUGGAAGUUAUUCAUUUGAUAGAGGAAUAUGGUCUCGUUAGAGAGCAUCUCCUGACAAACCACCUGAAAUCUAAAGAGGUUUGGAAGGCAUUGCUGAAGGAGAUGUCCAUUUCUGUAUUGUUGAGAAAUUUAGGAAAGCUGACAGCGAAUUCAGUGCUGGAACCACGAGGUUCAGAAGUGGCAAUAGUAUGUGAAAAACUGAGAAAUGAGAAACUACUAAAAAAGGGUAAAAUACAUCCAUUGCAUAUUUUGGUUGCAUUAGAAACAUAUAAAGCUGGACAUGGAAGCAGAGGGAAGCUUUGGUGGCGUCCUGAUGAAGACAUUUUAGAAGCUUUAGAUGCCUCAUUUUACAAAGCUUUCAAGACACUUGAACCAACAGGAAAACGCUUCUUACUUGCAGUUGAUGUCAGUGCAUCAAUGACACAAAAAGUUUUGGGCAGUGUGCUCAAUGCGAGCACCGUUGCAGCAACGAUGUGUAUGGUUGUAGCACGUACUGAGAAGGAUUCCCACAUUGUUGCCUUUUCACAUGAAAUGGUCCCGUGUCCAGUGAUGGCUGAUAUGACGUUACCUCAAGUUUUAGUGAAAAUGUAUGAAAUUCCAGUGGGUACCACUGAUUGUUCCCUUCCAAUGAUAUGGGCUCAAAAAACUCAGAGGGCUGUUGAUGUCUUCAUUGUAUUUACUGAUAAUGAGACCUUUGCUGGAAAUACUCCUCCUGCAGCAGCCCUUAGAGAGUACAGAGAGAAAAUGGGUAUUCCUGCUAAACUGAUUGUUUGUGGAAUGACCUCAAAUGGUUUUACAGUGGCAGAUCCAGAUGACAGAGGCAUGCAUUUGAUCUUCCCAGUGGGUCCAUUGCUGGCAACAGACUUCACCCUGGGAACUCCCAGCCAAAUAUACUUUAUUAGAAUAUGGCAUAUUAUAUACAUAUCAGAAUGUUACCUUUUUGUGAAGGGAAAACAAGAAAAGCAGAUGAGAAAUCUCUUUUCUCUUUUUUCCUGUUGCACACGAUUUAAAAUAACAAUGGGAAGUUUGCUAAAAGUGGCUACAGGGUAUACAUAAUUUAAUUUCACUUAUAAUAGGUUAUAAAUAUGGAGAGAUUUUUAAUUUCCCCCUCCCCUGUUGCUGUGGAAUGCUUGUUUGUGAGAAUAAAUUGACCAAUUACUUUUAGAAUGGGGCUGGAAAAAAAUGGAUUUAGUAUUUUUAAUAAUGUCAGUUUAACAGCAACUUCACUGAGAGGGACUUUUCUUUGGGCUUUUUUAAAUCUUUGUAUUUUAAGCAUUACUAAGGUUCAAUGGUUUCCAUGGUUACAGUUAAAACCUACUAAACCUAAAAGUAUUUUCUGGUACAUAUUGAGACCAUGUGACUGUGAUACAGGAUAAAAGUUAUCCAGGGAAAUUUUAUACUGAUAAAACUGAAAGUGGAAGAGCUCAUGCCAGUCUUUUUCUCUGUAGAUCAUCAUCUGAGUUUUCUGGAGUAAAUAUCUCUUUAGAUAAAUUGAGGGGCAGUUCCUGCACAAUACAGUUUCAGAAGCACUAUUUUAGAAUUAAUACGCUUUACAGGAAGUUCUAAAAACUGGUUUUAGUAGAAAAAGACCUUGGAAAUGACUGGGAUGCCACAUUCAGUCCAGGUUACAACUUCAGGAAGCAUCAGCACACUUUCAGCAAGAGAGAUCAACAAGUACAUGUGUCUUGGCCUGCUCUCCAAAGCUGAGUGGGAACAACCAGAAACCAUAAGCUACUUUUUUUUUUUUUCCAAAAGAAUGUAUUCAGUAAUACAGAAACAAUCUUCCUAACAGGAGAGUAUUUAAUUUCUAAAAAUAUUUUUGUAGAUUAAUGCUACUUCUGAUUUCAUGAAUUAAUUCAAGCUAACAUAUUUCAAAACUACCUCUAGUUUAUAGUGACCAAUUCUUAAAAACUUUUAUGAACUGUACAGUUGCAUCCUUCAUGUUCACAAAAUCUUGUUUAGGAAGUGAUUGAAACUGGAUUCAUUUUUUUAUUUUUUUAUUUUUAGUCUUAUAGUAAGACUGUGAGUAAACAAGGAGAAAGCUAGUGAGUAUCUUACCACUUUGGAACAGGGAUUGAUAGCAAUUCAUGUGUAUAUGUAUUUAAUUCUGUGUGUGUUUUAUAUGUGUCAGUAUGGGGGGAAGUUAAAAGAUCUCUUUAGUAGAUCAGUCUUAAAAGAUUAGAAAGGUUUUUUAGUGAUGCUUUUACAACUUCCUCUAAAACAUAUGUGUGUCAGCCUCUUUUAUGCUAAUGAUGGCUGUUUUAAACAGUGAAUUUGAUGUUAAUUUGAAAAUAAUUAUGAUUUAUAAAAAUAACGCAUUUACCCGCUGUGGUAAAUAACAUGUAAGACCAUAUUUUUCUGCCUAAAACCUAAGCUUUUAAAUGUAAAUUCAUAUUAUACUUUUGAUACUUGUAACACUUUUCUUUUUGCCUCAUACAUAUUAAUUACAAAUCCAGAGCUCGCAUUCUGUGGUGCGGGUAUCUCUUUUGGUGCUAAAACGGGAUGUUACAUGUUACUGAAGGUAUUCUGCUACUUACUUACACUCUCCUUUAAUGAAUAAACCAAACCAGUGAGAGAAGCCUUUUCUGACAUUAAAACCAGGGCUUAAAGAACUGAUGGUAGGAGUGUUACCUUUCAGUGAACAUCAAUGUAAUUACUUGUGAAUUAUCACCGCUUUUACAGUAUAGCUCUGAUAGAAAGCUUGGAGAAUACAGGAUUGCCACCAGCUCCUCAGGUGACAUCAAGGAAAAAAAACAUGUUCCUAAAAAGCUGAGACUAUACAGCACUUUGAGUUUGAAAAAGAAAACCAGCCAUUUCAUGUGAAAAAUUGCAUAUCGUUCUUAGCAUCUAAACAAAACACCAUAUCAAUGUGGGGAGUAAACUCAUUUGCUCAAUACAUGUUAAUAAUUAUUUCAAGUAAAUGCACUGAUGUUUUGGGGUUGGUUUUGGUAGUAAUGUGUUUUAAAUUACACAGUAGUCAAACAUCUGAUUAGGUGUUUCCUCUAAGCUAGAGACGUUGAAAAUAACUGAUGUACUUUUGCAAGUACUUUUUCUUACUUUGGAGUAGCAUUUGUGAAGUCAUAGGAAAUAUUUUGGACUAAAUAUAAAACGAAAACUUAAACAGAUGUUUCAAGUAAUUUUCAAGUAAACUUACUGCAAAUAAAAGGUUAGAAUAGUUACUAACAGAUUGAAUGAACGGUUAUAGUGGUGUUGCAUCUUUGAAAGCAGUCCAGUUUAAAAUACUUGAAUUAGAGUGUGUAAGUGAAGAUGAACUUUUCAGUAGAACUGAUAGAAAUUGUAGCUCCCUGUAUUUAUUGACACUGAAUAGCUCUGACCCAUAAUAAAAGAUAGUCAUCCAUGCUAGGGUACAUAAUACACUCCUAAACAUUUAUAGUGUCUCUGUACGAAAAAAUCAUGCUAGAAAUAGAAUAUUCUAAGUGGUUUGGUUACACAAUGUAAAACUAGCACUGGUGAGACCACAUUGUCAUCUGCUCCUCCCUUAGGAUUUACACAGAGAGGGGAAAAUUAAGUAAAUGCUGACAACUGAAACUUUAUAGUGUGACCUUUGUUCCUGUGAUUUUCUUUUGGGGUUUGUUAUUAUCUUCCAGGAAGGGGCAUAGAAUAACGAUGCUGUGUAUUCCUUUUCCCUGGAUCUUUAUCUUUCCUGGAUCUUUAUCUGCCCAUACCCUGAAUUUUAGGGGACAGCAUGACUCAUUUGCCAUAACAUAAAUGUCCUGACUUGAGUCUUCAGUUAUUAUACUGGUAAUUUCCAAACCAAUAUCUAGACAUGUAAAGAGGCAAUAAUUACUGUAAUGCUUCAAAAAUAAUAGAAAAAAGUGAACUAAGGCAGAGUUGCUAAGCCGAAGCAUUAGUUUAGUGUACAAUAGAUGACCUACCUUUUCACCAAAGAGGAGACAGGGACUCUUUGAAAUUAAUAGUGGUGUUUGCAUUGGAGGAACACUGGCUAACAAAGCAGAAAUGGGGCUAUAAUUGUGCAAUGCAGUUUAUCAGUAAAAAUUGAACAGGGAGAAGUUUAAAGCUAGUUAAUUUUAUUCAAAAUAUUGAUUAAAAUCAGUCUAAAUGCAGAGUGCAACAGCAGAGUGGAUGAAGGCAGGUUUCCUGAUAUCUGACGGAACUGAGAGGUUUCACUUUGGCUACCAUUUCACUGUGACCCCCUUAACAAUUCUGCAGUAUUAAACAAUUAUACAGUCUAAGGCUGUAACGUUCAGGCAUCUUAAGAAAGAAAAAAAGGUUCUAAUGGUUGGAAGCACAACAGAGGUAAAACAUUCUUCUGUAAUGAAGGGCUGUAAGGAACAAACAUCAAAGGCCAAGGUUCUUCAUGGAGGGGACACAAUCAAGAAUGUGGAGAGGGCCAAGAAACAGAAUUUCAUGUCAGGAAUUUUAGACCUGGAGCAAGGAGUAGGAGCAUUUGGGAUGCUUGUAGAAUUAGAUUACAGGCAAAAUAUGGGGUCCUUACCUAUGUUCCUCUGUCUUUAAAAAAAAGAAAAGUCUAAAAGUAGGUGUAGCUCUGAAGUCAGAAGGGCCACUCUAAAUGCCCACUGUGUGAAGGCUACUAAUAACUGGCCCUAAAAUACCUUGCUGCUUAAAACCACUGUUAAACCUCUUUGUUAAACAUAAAUCAUAAGGGGGGUUGUGUUGUUCUUUUGCAUUGUUUUGUUUAACUGGUGCCCAUAAAUGGUUAUGGCUUUAAAAGGCUAUUCAACAAAAUACAUAUUCUUGGCUUAAAGAAACACCAGCAAUUUUGGAAGUGUAUUUUAAUAUUGGCUCUGUCUGUAAGAACACUAUGAAAAUAUUUUUGUGCAUUGCAAAAAAUGCUGUGCUGCUGAACCAUGUACCUGACUCACAGCUACUGUAACAGAAGCUUUAGUUUUGGUUCCGUUUGGCUUUUUUCUUCUAUUACCUUUUUGCUUUACCCUUCUUUUUUUCUGUUAAUGUUGAUUUUUUUCUCCUUUCCCGUCUCUUUGUCACCUCAGGCCUAUACUUGAAUCUUUUUUUCACAAGCUCUCAUCCAUUCCUUUUUUUUUAUUUUUGCCUCUGUUCUGCCUUUUUGCUGUCAUUGAGCACUUAGCUACUUACACCGGAACUGAUGUCAUAGUAUUUAUUUUAAUUUUUUUAAGAAUGGAUAAACUUUUUUCUUUAAUUAUGUAAAUCUUUUACAAAACAUUCGAUUUGCUGUAUCUGUCACAUUUUUGGUAAAACUUUGUGUAAAAAUCAGUGACAAAAGUAUACUUUGUUUAUUUACAAAAAUCCAACACCUGCCUGUGAAUGACUUUAUUUUUAUAAAGUAACCUCUUGCAAUUGGCUUUUCAAAUUUUUUUCUAGAAUUAGCUCAGUGGUUUGAAACUUUUUAUUCCAUUAAAUAUUAUCAAGCUGCUGCCAUAGGCAGAAUUAGGCAAACAUUUAAAUUAAUAUUCUGGAUAAAUGGGCAGCUUCUUUGCAGUAUUGACUAGAGGAAGUCUUCAAAGAACAGGCUGUAGAAGUAAACCUAAGCAAAGUAUCACUUGCUUGUGCUUUUAAUCCUUACUUUCUCUGACACUUGAUCAGUUUAUAGGUUUAUUUUGCUGUCUGCAGUGGUUUGCAGUGCAGAUAUGCUGUAAGCAAGCUGGUUUAAUGACUUUCUUGCUGGAAUGGUAGAGAUUUCAUCUCACCAUGACACAGUAUUGUGUACAAAUUGCUGAGUAAGAGUUCGGGGUGGGGGGGAAGGUAAUACACUAACUAGGACAGUAUAUUGUGUAUGUGCUGCUCUGAGAGAUAACAUGUAAGAUUAGCUGAUUUCAGCAGAAGGUAUGGUGUCUUUAAAUAUGUGUGCUUACAUAUUUGGAUUUAUAAUUUUGAUACUUAAAGCGUGGUUUCUUUAGGUGUUUCUGCAUUCUGACUUUUAAGUUCAAAAAUAUAUAUAUAUUUGCAUAUAUAUGAGGUAUGUGGAGAAGUUUUACAAAUGCUUCAUUAACGAAUAAUGAAUAUAAAUAGUUGUUUCCCUAAUGUUAACCAGCUUCUUAAGAGUUAAGCACAACUAGUUACAACUUCUCUAAAAGUGCAGUUCUACUCUUUAAAAAGAAUUCUGUAUAAAAAAGCAACAGAUGGGCACAUUCACAGAUCUGUCUGCUUAGUUAAAAAACUCAGUGUUUGUUUCCAGCUUCUCAGACUUAGAAGCAUGGGAUUUAGGCUGGAUGAGCAGGUAUCUAUAUCUUUUAGUGGAUACAUUUUAAUAUUCAGAUCCCAGGGCAAGCAUAUUUUAAGAUAAACAGCUUUGUCCUGGAGACAGUGUGGGCACAAAAUUAUGGAAAUUUUUAAUGACUGUUCUUGAGUCUCUUAAUUUGUUUGUUGUUUGGGUUUUUUUAUUAUUUUCUAGAGUAGAACCACACUUUAACUGCCAUAUCAUGUUUAAAUAACUUAAACAUAACAUGGCUUUGUGCCAUCCAAUAAUGAAGGCACUGUCUUGCUGCUACUUUCUGUGAAAUUAUACACAAUUAAUGAAAAACUAUUUGGAUGGGGAGCCUUAAUAUGGUUAAAAAGAAGCAUAAUUAACCCUUUGGGUGCCUUAAGACAUAUCUCCUUUAAUAGACGGGCACUCACUUGGAUCUGCAGGCAUACAGCACGUUUUCUCCAGCGGGAUUAGAUUAUUGCCUUAAGUGACAGUGCCCUGGGAUUUCCAAAACUUGGAACUCAAAGGGUUAUUUUAGACUACUGUUUGAAAAACAAGUCCCUAAACAGGGAACAAAAUGAAAAGGUCUUUGAAAAAUUCCUUUGCAUACUAUUGUUGUUAUUUUUACAUGAUGGGUUUAUCAGCUUUCAGGGGCAAAAUUAUUGCUAAACUUCUGAAAACACUUAGCUGGCUGAAGAAUUCUACACAGAGAAAAAGAAUACUUGGUAUUCUUUUACGACUGUAUGUGCAAAAUAAAUUGCUUUAUUAAGUAUAAAUUCAGGAAGAGAUGCACAUUUGUAUGUUUAUCUUGAUGACUGUGCAAAAUACAGUAAAUGGCAAUAAAAAUAUAACGAGGCCAGUGUGUUUAAUUAGCUUAUUACACAUUAAAGAUGCACAGUGCAGACAGCUCUAUUCUGAAGACUUUCUAUAAAUGAUGCAGUUUCAAACCUGCAUCACAAAAAUAAAGCUGUCAAAUUUAAAUUACACUCUUGCAAUCCUAGCUACCUGGAGUUGAAGAUAAAUGUGAUGCUUUUUUCCCUUGAGGGGGGAAAAAAGUAGUUUAGGUACAUGCAGUGUUGAAAGCAAUGGAAAUAACAGGAGUAAAAAUUAAUUGACUAAUGUUUUUAUUCUAAUGUGUGCACCUUUAGUUGUGUAAUGGUCCCUUUUACGAAGAAUGGGAUAGAAUUUUCUACUUGCAUAUGGACUUCCUUGAAAUAACCAAGAGUCUUGGCAUUGCCUGUUCUGGCUUUGGAUGUACAUUGUACUGAAACUAUUGAAUUUUAGUAAUUUCUUUUAGACAUUUAACUGAAAGUUAAAAUGGCUAGUAAACUGCAUUCUGAUUGUAGAAUUUAAGUACUAAAUAAACUCUAUGCAUAUUAGA